Messenger RNA from Suillus subalutaceus, 861 nucleotides. RefSeq lists its product as uncharacterized. Lineage: Eukaryota; Fungi; Basidiomycota; Agaricomycetes; Boletales; Suillaceae. The record is from RefSeq and is a predicted model, not a curated record. The transcript is spliced from 2 exons. Bases 286 to 828 code for a protein of 180 amino acids.
GACUUUCUCUCAUCAGCUUCAAGCCCUCAGCUCAAAGUAAAAGUCAUCUCAGACGAUGAUUUGGGGGUUGACUAUUAUGAUAUUGUCCCUAUCUUCUUCUGCCCUGUAGGCUGACUCCCUGACCAUCAAUCAGACUCCUUCAAGAAAGGACCGCCCGCGCGACUAUAUUCACCGCUAUUGCAAAGCCCGAGAGGCUAGUGUAAGGGUUGAUCGGUGUGUAAUAGAUCAUGAUAUUCUCGCACACGAUGGAGAAAAGUAGGUCUGCGUCCUAGCUACACCAGAUCGAUGUCGGCAAUGGAACGACGAACAAGGAAAUAUAAACCCCAAAGCCUCGACGCCCUCAUCCAUGGUCCGCUAGGACUCUCCACUCUUGACCAUCCUCUAGGACGACCGACAUCCCCUCUCAAACGCAUAUCAGACGCAGUCACGACGAGCAUCGUCAAACCUCCAAACGUCGGCACUCAAAUGACACCCAAAGCACUCACAGAUGCCCUCUGCACUCCAGAGCAUACAAAAAACGCACUGGGUUUGCGCUCAUGGGUGCUCGGGUUGCUCCCUCGCUUGGGGAAUUCAUUGUCCUCACCGUCAAUGUGCUCGAGCCUAGCUCGAAUACUAGUGCCAAUGAGAGCUCUGUGCUCCACGUUAGCUUCAAGGAUACUCCUGCAUCGUGCACCCGUUGUGAGAAUUGCAGCGGCUCAAACACGAAGUCGUGGCUGCGCCCCGGAAAACCGUGACAUUGGGAAGUACGGAAAAGGGCAGGAUGGAGUGCGAAGAGGAGGGCGUGAGUUUGCAGAGUUUUUCGAGGAGGGGUUGGGUGUUGCGAGGUGACUCGUACAUUAAUUAUUCAAAAGAAGAGCCUCG